AUGGGUUCAAUAAGCUUUUGGAUGUGCUUGAUCCUGACGAUUUGCACCUGGCAUAAAACCUUCGGAUGCACUUGGAUGAGGACACUUCCUAAGUCUCGGAGCAUGUUCCAAGUGUUCAGCAACAACACCAUAACGGUGCUUCGGGAAAUGGGUCAUGUGGUCUCUCGAGAACCUCAUAUUACUUUCCCUUACGAGGAAUACAGACAUGUCGAUCAUUUCAAGGAUGACGACAAGAUUGUCUUCAUUUCGCAAACUCUGAACGCUAUAGAGAAAUUGUACAGAAGUGAUAACUAUGAUUCUUUCUGGGACCAGAAGUAG
Messenger RNA from Oncorhynchus mykiss (rainbow trout), 318 nucleotides. NCBI's taxonomy places the organism in Eukaryota, Metazoa, Chordata, Actinopteri, Salmoniformes, Salmonidae. The record is from RefSeq and is a predicted model, not a curated record.